This is a messenger RNA of Papaver somniferum (opium poppy), 1366 nucleotides long. RefSeq names its product bifunctional nitrilase/nitrile hydratase NIT4B-like. Bases 86 to 1138 code for a protein of 350 amino acids. The record is from RefSeq and is a predicted model, not a curated record. Gene Ontology annotation, biological process: detoxification of nitrogen compound. The transcript is spliced from 5 exons. Lineage: Eukaryota; Viridiplantae; Streptophyta; Magnoliopsida; Ranunculales; Papaveraceae. Gene Ontology annotation, molecular function: nitrile hydratase activity; nitrilase activity.
GUUCAGACAUUCAGAGAUAAAACUGAGACUGAGACUUGAGACUGAGAGAGACAAGAAAGAAGAGGAAAUAACAAAGCUGAAUACGAUGGCGCUGGUUCCUACUCCUACUCCUGUAACAGAAGAACCAGUAAUUGCAGAAGUAGAUAUGGGAUCUGAAUCAGCAGCAACAACAGUUCGAGCUACUGUAGUACAAGCUUCGACUAUCUUCUACGACACUCCUGCCACUUUAGAUAAGGCAGAGAGAUUGAUUUCUGAUGCAGCUGGUUACGGGGCACAAUUAGUAGUAUUUCCUGAAGCGUUUAUAGGUGGUUAUCCCCGUGGAUCAACUUUUGGUGUCACAAUUGGCUCUCGCUCAGCCAAGGGCAAAGAGGAUUUCCGGAAGUAUCAUUCCUCGGCUAUUGAUGUGCCUGGUCCCGAGGUUGAACGAUUGGCUGCAAUGGCUGGGAAGUACAAAGUGUAUCUGGUAAUGGGUGUGAUAGAAAGAGAGGGAUACACACUCUACUGCACAGUACUUUUUUUCGAUUCUCAGGGACGUUACCUUGGGAAACAUCGCAAACUCAUGCCAACAGCACUUGAACGUGUAAUAUGGGGGUUUGGAGAUGGAUCAACAAUUCCGGUGUAUGAUACUGUGGUUGGAAAAAUAGGUGCUCUUAUUUGCUGGGAGAACAGAAUGCCCCUUUUAAGAACCGCAAUGUAUGGAAAAGGAGUGGAAAUCUAUUGUGCACCUACAGCUGAUGGAAGGGAUGUGUGGCAAGCUUCCAUGACUCACAUUGCCUUAGAAGGAGGAUGCUUUGUUCUAUCAGCAAACCAGUUCUGCCGUAGAAAAGACUACCCACCACCACCAGAUUACACAUUUACAACUAGUUUCGGUGAAGAAGAUCUGUCACCUGAUUCUGUUGUAUGUCCUGGAGGCAGUGUUAUCAUUUCGCCGUCUGGGACUGUUUUGGCUGGACCAAAUUAUGACGGAGAAGCUCUUAUCUCCGCUGACCUUGAUCUUGGAGAAAUUGCACGAGCCAAGUUCGAUUUUGAUGUGGUUGGACACUACUCUAGACCUGAUGUGCUGAGCCUAAUUGUGAAGGAUCAUCCAACAACUCCAGUUUCUUAUAUGUCGACUGCACCCAAGGCAGAAAGCCUUUGAGAAACCAUAGAGCCAUAUUUAUGCAGGCCUCACUUACUCUUAUGCAUCCAGAGAAGAUUUUGAUCUUUUCUCCUAAUAAGCGUCAGUUUAGCGCCGUUAUUCUUGUAUUUUGAUUGUUGUAUGUGACUAUCAUCAUAAUACAAAAUUACUAAUGCUGAACAGUGCUCACAAAAAAACAACAACUCUUGUUUAUUGUGGUGUAUAUACCAAGAUUAGAUGAUUUUGGCA